CAGAGGAAAAUAGACUUCUCUGAGACAUCUGCGGGAUUACUCUAAUAGUGUGUUUGGGUGUGUGUGUGAGUCUGUAUGUGACUUUUCCUGGACAUGGAUACCCCACUGACCACCCCACUCCUCCUCACCCUCCUCUGCUCCCUCUCCCUCAUUCAUGGGGCCAUGGACUCCUGCUACGAUGACAACGAGGGUGUCCCAAGCCGCUGCAUGCCCAAGUUUGAGAACGCAGCCUUCAACCGCACGGUCAUGGCCUCUAACGUGUGCGGUUCGCCCCCGGAGGACUACUGCAUGCAGACGGGCUCGACGCGGUCCUGCCACCAUUGUAGAUUGUCGGACCCGGGCCUCAGCCACAACGCCAGCCUGCUGACGGACUUCCACACGGAUGAUGAACCCACCUGGUGGCAGAGCCAGUCCAUGUUCUACGGAGUCCAGCACCCUAACUCUGUAAACCUCACCCUGCACCUCAGUAAAGCCUUUGAGAUCACCUACGUGCACCUCAAGUUCUACACCAGUCGACCGGAGAGCUUUGCCAUCUACAAGCGAACAAGUGAGGAUGGACCAUGGAUGCCCUACCAGUACUACAGCGCCUCCUGUACCAAGACCUAUGGGAAGAACGCCAAGGGAUACAUUCGCCCGGGGGACGAUGAGAGGAUGGCAGUCUGCACCGACGAGUUCAGUGACAUCUCCCCUCUAACCGGGGGCAAUGUGGCCUUCUCUACCCUGGAGGGGCGACCCAGCGCAUACAACUUUGACCAGAGCGCCGUGCUACAGGAGUGGGUGACAGCCACUGACCUGCUCAUCUCUCUGGACAGGCUCAACACAUUCGGAGAUGAGUUCUUCAAGGACGCCAAGGUGCUGCGAUCCUACUUCUACGCCAUCUCCGAUUUCUCCGUAGGCGCCAGGUGUAAGUGUAAUGGCCAUGGCAGUGAGUGUGUGUUGGACGAGCAGGGGGCUCUGGUGUGUGACUGCCAGCAUCACACUGUCGGGGUGGACUGCCAGAGGUGUCACCCAUUCUACCAGGACAGGCCUUGGGCCAGGGCCACCGGAGACUCUGCCAACAAGUGUAUGAAGUGUAACUGCAGUGGACGAGCGGAUGUGUGUGUGUUCGAUGCGGAGCAGUACCGCAGCACAGCAAGUGGGGGGCGCUGUGUAGACUGUAGGGACCAAACUGAUGGACCGCAUUGUGAAAGCUGUAGAGAGAACCACUACCGACGGUCACCACAGGACCCCUGCAGCCCCUGUGACUGUAACACCAUGGGUUCUGUGAGUCUGCAGUGUGGUGUGGAGGGGAAGUGUGAGUGCAGACCCAGUGUGACAGGGGAGAAGUGUGACACCUGUCAACCCGGUUUCCACUCCCUCAGCCCUGGCGGCUGCAGGUUGUGCGACUGUGACCGUAGGGGCAGUGUGGGCGUCUGCUCUGUGCUGGAUGGUGGCUGUCACUGCAGGGCUAACGUGGAGGGACACGCGUGUGACAGGUGUAAACCAGGCUCCUUCAACCUGCAAGAGAACAAUCCAGAUGGCUGUACGCCCUGUUUCUGCUUCAGACACUCAUUGGCCUGCAGAUCGUCCAAUCACCAUGCAGCUGUCAACAUCACAUCGGACUUCCAUGAAGACACAGAUGGCUGGUCAGGACAGUUCUCCGGGGGACAGGAGUAUCCUCUGCUGUGGAAGGAAGGGGAGGUCUACUUGCUACCACUCAGUGAGGAUGAUCUCGGCUUCUACAGAGCUCCAGAGAGGUUCCUGGGGAACCAUCUCCUGAGCUACGGCCAGCUCCUUUCCCUGACCUUCACGGCCGAGGCCCAGUACCUCCUCCCUCACAGUGUCACAGUGCUCCUGGAAGGAUCGGGAACCACCCUGUCAGCUGACCUUUCACCCCAACAUGGACCUGUCCACCAGCCGGGCCUUGCUCCCGAGCACACCUUCACUCUCAGACUUCACAAGGAGGAGACGAGGCUGAGGCCUUCUUUGUCUGCCUUCCAGUUCCACCAUCUUCUCUUCAACCUCACUGCUAUACAGAUCAGCAACGCAGGAGGACACAACUACACGUCCCAACUCUCAGGGGUAACCCUGGCUUCCGCUGCCCCCUUCUCCAGUCCUGUUACCCCCUCUACCCCCCCUGUUCCCUGGGUAGAGGUGUGUACAUGCCCUCCUGGAUUUGGGGGUCAGUUCUGUGAGCUCUGUGCCCCAGGAUUCAGCAGAGAGGUCCCUAACGGAGGACCCCUGUCUCCCUGUGUGCCCUGCACCUGCCACCAGCAUGGACCCUGCCACCCUGAGACAGGUGUGUGUGUGUGUAUUGACUUCACCACAGGACCAACCUGCGAGCGUUGUCUGGACGGUUACUAUGGCAACGCGUUGAUUGGCACGCCCAAUGACUGCAGACCUUGCCCCUGCCCGGACCGUACCAGCUGUGCUCAAAUGACAGAGACGGGGGAGGUGGUCUGUACCAACUGCCCUUCAGGACAGAGGGGCAUCAGAUGUGAGAUGUGCGAGGACAGUUUCCACGGCGACCCCCUGGGCCGGUCAGGGCCGGUUCAACCGUGUGAGAAGUGCGACUGUAACGAUAAUGUGGACCCCAACGCGCUGGGCGUGUGUGAUCACAUGACGGGCCGUUGCCUGAAGUGCCUGAGACACACCGAGGGAGAACAUUGCCAACGCUGCCGACAAGGUUACUAUGGGGACGCCCUGGACCGCACCUUGGCCCAGAAGUGCAAACGCUGCGGCUGCAGUCCUGCAGGGACUUCUGGGUCGUUGGAGGACUGUGACCCCCAGACAGGAAGUUGUCUGUGCCUUAGUCAUGUGACCGGGCGAGACUGUGGUCAGUGUGAGGUGGGCUUCUUCAACCUGCAGUCUGAAGUAGGCUGUGAGAGGUGCACCUGUAACCCCAUUGGCUCAUCUUCCAUGGCUUGCCACCAAAUCACAGGCCAGUGUGUGUGUCGGCUGGGAGUGGAGGGGCGGCUGUGCAGCACAUGUCGUAUGGGCUUCUUUGGUUUCUCCUCACGGGGCUGCAGAGCCUGUAAUUGCGACCCAAUGGGUUCCAGCUCCAUGCAGUGCCACACCAACGGCACCUGUCCCUGCCGCCAGGGCUUCGUGGGGUACAAGUGUGAUCAAUGUGAGCUCAACUACUUCCACAACAGAGCCACACACCAGUGUGAGGAGUGCCCCGUCUGCUAUGGGCUAGUCAAGGAGCAGGCAGGGAGGCUGAAGGCUCGGUUGCAGGAUUUGGAGAAUCUCCUAGCACGCUUCGACUGCCGGAGUGGCUACGGGCACCACCAUCAUGUGCGCGAGUAUCACAUGCGACAGCUUCACGAGCGACAGCAUCACGAGCGUGGGCAUCAGGGGGAGGACAGCCUGCCCAAUGCGCUGGAGGACUUCCUGGCUAUCCAAGGUAACCAAUCAUCAGCCACCCACUCAUUCCACACAACCAAUCAGAAAACAUUCUAA
Salvelinus namaycush (lake trout) is the source of this 3441-nucleotide messenger RNA. Its product is annotated as laminin subunit gamma-3-like. NCBI's taxonomy places the organism in Eukaryota, Metazoa, Chordata, Actinopteri, Salmoniformes, Salmonidae. The transcript has 18 exons. The record is from RefSeq and is a predicted model, not a curated record. The coding region runs from base 94 to 3441 and encodes 1115 amino acids.